Molecule: messenger RNA, 1797 nt
Organism: Papaver somniferum (opium poppy)
Lineage: Eukaryota; Viridiplantae; Streptophyta; Magnoliopsida; Ranunculales; Papaveraceae
Exons: 6
Coding region: 1-1797 (598 amino acids)
Biological process (GO): DNA integration
Molecular function (GO): nucleic acid binding
Source: RefSeq, a predicted model, not a curated record
AUGGGAGAAGGAGAUGGAACAAACUCAUCAGGUGGAACAAAGGGAAAAGAUAUAGUCUAUGAUUCGCCGAAGAAAAAUCUGGUGUAUCAUCUUGGAUCAAGUGGUGGCCUUGGAAUUCUAAUAACUCCGAUUGCUUUGAAAGGAACCAAUUAUGAUGAAUGGGCUAGAGCCAUUAAAAGAUCUUUGAUAGCUAAGAGGAAGUUUGGUUUUGUUGAUGGUACCAUCAAACAACCUGAAGACCCUGACCAGUUGGACGAAUGGAUUGUUUUCCAUUUAGUGGUGGUUUCCUGGAUUAAUAACACGCUGGAUUCUUCAAUCAUAUCCACGUUAGGAGAUUAUGACAAUGCGAGUCUUCUAUGGACACACUUGAAGAAGAGAUUUUGUGUUGUCAGCGGCACAAGAAUCUGUCAACUAAAAUCUUCUUUGAGUGAGUGUAAACAAGGGAAGUCUGAGAGUGUUGUUGUCUAUUAUGGAAGAUUAAACAAAAUCUGGGAUGAGCUACUCACUGCUGAACAAUUGUUAGCACGAGAUCCUUUACCAGUUAUUGAUGCUGCGUACCAAACUGUGGUGAACUCUGAGAGAUUAAGAAUGGGAGAUGGUCUUCUAUCUAAAGAAGUGCAGGAGAAUGUGAUGGCGUUUAAAGUGCAACCUGAUCAGACAGCAACUACAAGCAUAUUUCGUGGUGGUAGAGGAUCUGGUAGAGGCGGCAGAGCUGUUGGUAGAGGCCGAGAUGGAGCUGGCUUGGUUGGCGUAACAGCGGCUCAGCUUCAACAAAUGCUGGACUAUUUGAGUUUAAACAAAUCAAAACUACAAUUGCAAGGUAAACAGAAUCGUACUUCCUGGAUUGUGGAUACAUGGGAUACGAAUCAUGUCACAUGUAACAUUUAUGACAUGAUAGAAGUAAAAGAAAUUACGGCAUGCUCAGUAGGCUUGCCAGAUGGAAAUUCUGCGAACUCUGAUAAAAUAGGGACUGUGAUUCUUCCUGGUGGUUUGAAGCUUAACAAUGUUCUCUAUGUACCUCAAAUAACAUUUAAAGUGCUUGCAGUUCGUGGAGAUUCAUAUGAGCUAUGGCAUCAAAGAAUGGGACUUCCGACAGAGAAAUUUGACAAGGAAAUCAAAAAUGUUAGGAGUGACAAUGGAACAGAAUUUAAUACUUUGUGUGGUUAUUUUAAGACCAAUGGAAACAUAUUUGAGACGUCUUGUGUUGGUACAUCCCAACAAAAUGGGAGAGUUGAGAGAAAACAUCAACAUAUAAUGAAUGUUGCAAGAGCUUUGAGAUUCCAAACUAAUUUAUCAAUACAGUUUUGGGUGGAGUGUGCAUUGACUGCAUCAUACUUAAUUAAUCGAACACCAACACCUUUGCUCAAUAAUAAGAGUCCAUAUGAAAUUAUGUUUGGAAAGUUACCUCCAUAUGAUCAGUUGAGAGUGUUUGGAUGUUUGUGUUAUAUGCACAAUCAGAAUAGUAAAGGAGAUAAGUUAGCAAGUCGAGGAAGAAGGUGUGUAUUUCUUGGUUAUCCAUUUGGUAAAAAGGCAUGGAAAGUUUAUGACUUAGACACAAAACAAUUUUUGGCACCAAGAUAUGCAGAUUUUUAUGAAUAUCAGUUUCCAUAUGUGAUAGCCAAUGUUGAGCAGUCAAAUAAUAUUGCUCCAUCAAGCAUUGAAACAUGUUGGAGUUAUGAUGAGGAUAGAGAAGAAGUACAGUCGCCUGGAGAAGUUAUUGAAACUCGACAGCCUGAGAUGCAACAACAACAAAGAAGUGAUGAUACACAUCUUGGUAUUGAAUGUGCAACAGAAUAA